This is a messenger RNA of Colletotrichum godetiae, 1608 nucleotides long. Its product is annotated as cytochrome P450. NCBI's taxonomy places the organism in Eukaryota, Fungi, Ascomycota, Sordariomycetes, Glomerellales, Glomerellaceae. The record is from RefSeq and is a predicted model, not a curated record. Gene Ontology annotation, molecular function: iron ion binding; monooxygenase activity; oxidoreductase activity, acting on paired donors, with incorporation or reduction of molecular oxygen. Bases 1 to 1608 code for a protein of 535 amino acids. The transcript has a single exon.
AUGGUUAGUGACUUAAUCAUAGCCAUACUGACGGCGGUCGCAUUGGUGACAAUUUUCUUUCUCGUAUCAAGAGCAGCCAAGAGUGAUGAGUCGACUCCAAAGGCCCUCAAGCUCCCUAUCAUUGGCGACCUUCAUCACUCACCUUUGGAAAGGCCGCUUCUGAACUGGGAUGAAUGGGUCAGCGCAAAUGGCCCAGUCACAACGACGAAACUCUUUGGAAUCGUUCCCAUGGUGGUGCUCAAUACCGCCGAAGCAGCAACGGAGCUCUUUGGGAAACGCAGCGCGUACUACAGUCACAGACCGAGCUCUGUGAGCAUGGAGAUGAUCACCGGAGCGGGGCCGGGCAAGUCGAGGUUCACUCUCAUGCACGACUAUGAUGCCCACCUAAGGCUACAUCACCGAAUGCUAAGUCCGAGUCUUGGAUCCAUUGCCGCGCCGAAGUUCCAGCCGUUGAUGGAGCUGGAGUCGAAGCAGCUUCUGCUGGACCUACUGAAUGCCACCGAAGGAGGAGGCAAAGAUGGGAUAGCCAUGAGAAGUACAGACAUUCACCACCACUUCGAACGCACACAAGCCAGCGUCAUUUUAGGCUUGCACUACGGUAUCCGAGUUCCGUCCUACAGUGACGCUCUCCUCGACGAAGUCGCAGGCGUGCAUGAGAAGGUCACCUACGUCGCUGCCAACCCCAACCUAGUCGACUUCAUCCCGCCCCUCCGACAUCUCCCGGCCAUCAUUUCACCCUGGCGACGUGCCGCGGACAGCCUGUUCAAAGAACAGAGCGAACUAAACCUCCGCCUUCUAGAAUUGGGUACGGGUUCACCGGGCUGGAACGCGACGAAGCAGGCGCGAGCUGUGGCCGCCAAGUACGCCGAGGCCGGCCCCGUGCCGGAAAUAGAUCUGGCCUUCACCAUCGCAACGAGCGUCCAGGGCGGUAUGGAGACUGGCCCGCGGCAGAUGCUCUGGCUUUUGGUCGCUGCGCACGCGAACCCUGAUUUUGUGGCGCGAUCGCAGGCCAUCCUGGAUAAACUCGUUGGAAGGAAGCGAUUACCACGUUUUGCGGACCGGACGAAGUUGGCUUACAUCGAUGCUGUGAUGUCGGAAGUCAUGCGCUGGCGACCGGUUUCACCGGGAAGUAUCCCGCGCAGAGCCGAAAAAGAGGAUGAGAUCUACGGUCAGCGCAUCGUCAAGAGGGCGACACUGUUUGCGAAUUCUUGGGCCAUUGGGCGAGAUAAAGAGGUGUUUGGUGAAGAAGUUGGAGACCUGGGAGCUUUUAUCCCAGAGAGAUGGUUGGACUUGGAUGGUAACCUGCGUACUGACUUGCCCCUGCCCGUGUUCGGCCAAGGCAGACGGAGCUGUUUGGGCAAGCGGGUGGCUCUCGACAACGCCUUCAUGGUAUUCGCCAGUCUGUUGUGGGCCUUUGAGAUAGUACCAUUGGAGGAAGUCGACAGCAUGGCUAUGAGCGUAACCGGCUUCAUGACGGCGCCCUCUGAGUUCAAGUUCGGCCUUAAGCCUCGGGGAUCGUGGGUGAAGGAUGUCAUCCGGAGAGAGUGGGAUACCGCUGAGACAGACUUGAGCAAGGUCAUGGGAUUUUGGUUAGACGUCGAGACUUGA